CAGCGCAACAUCCCCGUCCGCGGUCUACGGCCGGUAUACUACAUGCUCGCGUUCGGCGCCGUCAUGGCAUACGGUUGGCGCCAGACGUUCAUCGGCCAGCGGGAGAAGCUCGAGCUGGGCCGCGAGAAGAUCUGGGCCCGUCUGCACCUCAUUCCGCUCCUGCAAGCCGAGGAAGAUAGAGACCAGGUCCGCAGGCACUAUGCCGAUCUCGCCCGUGAACAGGAGCUGUUGGGAAGCCAGAGUACUCCGUAUAAUAGUGAUAGGUACGUUCCCGGCAUCUUUUCCCUUCCGAGAGAUUUGUGUUGUUUG
Molecule: messenger RNA, 309 nt
Organism: Exophiala aquamarina CBS 119918
Lineage: Eukaryota; Fungi; Ascomycota; Eurotiomycetes; Chaetothyriales; Herpotrichiellaceae
Product: NADH dehydrogenase
Exons: 1
Source: RefSeq, a predicted model, not a curated record